UCUCGUCUCUUUUCUCCAUCCUGUGCAUGGCGAACGCACAUUGGUGCGCGUCACACUCUUUCUAACAGCCAAGGCUGAGGGCAUCGACAGCAGCGUGGUAGCAUGGCUACGCCGGCCCAGCAGGUUGAGGCUGCAAAGUCGGCGACAGGGUUGGCAAUCGAUGGCACGCGAGCUCUCUUCGGUGGUACGAGACAACAAGGGCUUCGCGCGGGCACGAGCAGGUUCUUGCAGCAAGGCUGGUUCGUAGGGUGGAAGGCGGCCAUGGCGAUCUACUGCAUCGUGUGGGCCGCUUGGUGGGACAGAGGAGAAGACCUCGAUCUUCGGAUAUACCUCGCGACGUGGACACAUAUGCUCGCGACAGCUUAUUUCGUUAUAUCAUUGAUAUCGUCGUUGCUGUGCAUGGCGUACCUUGCUCGAGAACGACCGGCACCGGUGGAGGAAGGGAAGCCGAAGAGACCGCCUCCGGUGAAGGGCACCAGAUCGCCGGUGCCCUGCUACUUCCGUUGGCUCCAGCACAUCAGCUGGGUGCUGACUUGCAUCAGCUCGAUGGUGGUACUGUCGGUCUUCUGGAUGACAAUCUACGAGAGCGACGUGCCGGUAACCAGCGUCUACGUUGGCUCCACCAUCCUGGCGCUCUUGAUGCUGGUGGAUCAGUUUCUGAUCGCGACAGAGAUGAAGUUCAAGUACGCCUGGCUUGGCCUCUACUUCUUCGUGGUGUACAUCUUCUACAACGUGAUCUACUACUACGAGCACAACGUGGAAGAUAGGGUGACGUUCGAGGUAUUCGAUUGGGACGAGAGGCCGGGCAGGGCCUGCCUAUGGGUGUUCCUGAUCCUCGCCUUCGGUGUGCCGGGCUUCACGGCCCUUCACGUCUUCGUGUACAGACUUCGCGAGCGAAUGUACACGUCCUACAAGCACAACCUAGAGGUAAUCGAGGAGCCGGCGCCGAAGACUGAAAAGGAGGAGAAGAAGGAGGCCAAGGAGAAAGAGAAGGAGGAGAAGAAGGAGGAGAAGAAGGAGGCCAAGGAGAAAGAAAAGGACAAGAAGAAGGAGAAGAAGGAGAAGAAGAAGGAGGAUCCGCCGCCGGCAGUGGUAGACGCACCACCGUUGCUGGCGCCUGCAGCGCUUGGAGGGGGGAUGGCGCUAGCGGCGGCGCCGCCACCCCAGGUGCAGCAGGGGGGGUACUACUACCCGGGGUACCCUCCGCCCCCCAUGGCGUACCCUGGGCCCCCGCCAACGGGCCCACCCGUCGCACCCCCCGGUUCAAAGCGGGAAAAAGUUAAGCAUGGUGUCGAAAUGAUGCAACAAAUGGGUCUCAUGUAGGUUGGCCCGCUGGUGCCGCUGCUUUCGAAGAAGAGGCCGAGGGGACUUCUGCUUUGCUGGCGGUUGGGAGUGGGAGGGCGCACUAUUUUCUUUCAAGCAUUGUUGAGGAGGGAAGUGGGAACAACAGGGAGGCGUGGGGCGACAUCGUGAGGGGGGGGGGAAGAGCACCAUGCGUACGUACGUGUACGUGCUGGCGUGAUUUUCCGUGCUAAAGGCGCUGUCUUUGGUGCCACCCGUGGCCCCCCUGUGCGCCACCGGUGAUAUGCGUCCUCGGCGAUGCGCAAUUGCGAAGGAAGGAUAUGGACCGCUAUGCUUGCGCGUAGCGGCGUGGGGGAGGGGNGGGGGGAGCGGGGGGCAGACCCAGGAGGGGCCUGCGGAUUUGGGGGGGUGAGAGGGCGGCGAGGUAUGGCAAAACGUAUUCAACAAUCUCUCGGGAAAGGGAGCAUGGCAAGCAGCACACUUGCCAAUGGCGAUGUUGCGCUUGUCACGUGUAUGCCCACACGACGGAUUGGGCGCGCCGGGGGGUCAAGUUGGAUCGGUAAGCACGGUGAUCGUACGGCUCUGGAUUUAUUCGUUGGCGUCAGUUGAAGUUUUUUGUUCACGUCCAUUUCGAGUUUUUUGUACUUCCCUUGAGACAAGCGUGGUCGGCAGGGGGGUACUGAAGCUGUGGGACGGCGCGUGAACUUUGGUUGUUUACGUCGAGAUGGGAUGAGUACCGUAGGCCCCAGUGGGGGUCGAAAGCGUUGGGAACGCGCCGUCCUUGUUUUCUGCCUUCCCCGGUGGUCACGCACCCUCGAGGCAGUUACACAGUGCUUAUAACUGUCUCUGGAAGUGAAAGCACCAAAAACUAAAUUAACUCAUACGCAGCUGUCAUCCGUACGCAAGUAAGCACAAGAUGCCGAACACCCUUAGCAGCAUGCAGCACACCCUUCAUGCGACUCGCCGAAUACCUGACGGUGCUUCGCGCUUGGUGAUGUGAGAGCCUGGUCCGGUGAGAACCCGGCGUGCUCGGUCGCGGCUUCGUAGGGAUGGGAGGUCAAUGGUCUAACGACUACGGCAUGCACGACUAUGAGUACACCCCCCCCCACCCCGGUGAUGGAGACCCCAAUCGGUCGGAAGCGUUGCGUACUAAUGCUGUUGCAGCGCGUAUCAGCCCCCAAGCUAGCGGUAGAGUUAUGGACAACAGGACGAGCGACGUGUUGUCUUCUCCCCCUAAUGUCUUGACGUUCCAACAAACCUUUCGCGUAUCUCAGGCAAUCGUAGUAGUAUAGCUGCUGCUGCCAUGUUGGAACCUUCCUGGUUGUUUCGGGGAAAGCGAUGCUUUCAGGCGGCCGAGAAAAUGUUGUCGACAGGAAGGUGUGGAGGGGAGGGUGAGCUUCGCGUUCAUUUUACGUUUAUAGAGCGUGCCAGCUGUGGCACAGGCUGGGUUGGCCGGCGUCCGUUGUGUGUGCGUCAAGAUGAUUUUUCGUUUUUCGUGAGUGUGGAGGUACUCGGCGUGUUUCGAGGAUAUCGACCAUGAUGGCUGCUUCGGUAGGACACAGGCAGCGCAGCUAAUAGAUGCCGAGUUUGGUAUGUAGGUCGGCAAGUGGUGUGACAGUAGUUGUGGAGUGUCCUUGUUCCCAGGUGUUGCCGGUGUGCGUCGCGUACAAUCCCUGUGCCGCCUGACAACGUGUAUACUUCAUGUUUUGAGUGUUGGGCUUGUGCGCCGCCUUUUUGGGGUCUGUGUUACGGCGCUACAGUAUCUGUUUGUUAUGUAUUGGAUGACGUUUUACGGAGGGUGCGGUGUGCUGUGGUCGGUCAUAUCCGUGGGUGACAUGUUUGGCUGCUGCCAACUUGCAGAGCGAAGCGGAGAGUGCCACCGCUUGCUUGUCGAGGAUUGAACGUGCGAGAUAGCAGGGCUACUGGGACUGUUCAUAUUCCGCUUGGCUCUCGUCUCAGAUCUAUUUUGGUGAUAUUUGAUAACGUAUGUAGUGUUCAGAGUGGGCGUCGUGUUGGUGGUGAGCUGCGUCGCUGCGCCUACAUGAGUGCGCGUAAGGAAACGCUGCAUCUGUUGUUUUGGAAGCAAUGAGCCGACGAGGGUCCUUGUGAUGUAAGACGCCUUUCGUGCCUGCCUGUGUUUCUCAUUAAUGACAUUGCGGAGUGCCGAAGUAAUAGUAAUAUCAUUUUCUCAUGAUCGACGAGCAAGGGUGGACAACAGCAAGCGACCGCA
Molecule: messenger RNA, 3532 nt
Organism: Ectocarpus sp. CCAP 1310/34
Lineage: Eukaryota; Phaeophyceae; Ectocarpales; Ectocarpaceae
Source: the annotation of a GenBank genome assembly